Molecule: messenger RNA, 5612 nt
Organism: Lotus japonicus
Lineage: Eukaryota; Viridiplantae; Streptophyta; Magnoliopsida; Fabales; Fabaceae
Product: clathrin heavy chain 1-like
Exons: 30
Coding region: 174-5276 (1700 amino acids)
Biological process (GO): intracellular protein transport; receptor-mediated endocytosis
Cellular component (GO): Golgi apparatus; plasma membrane; clathrin coat of trans-Golgi network vesicle
Molecular function (GO): structural molecule activity; clathrin light chain binding
Source: RefSeq, a predicted model, not a curated record
ACAUUCUUAAUCUUCCCUUUUCUCUUCUCCCCCGUUUCACUCGUGUCAAAAGUCAGCACACACCAGCCCAUUUCCACGUCUCUCUCUCUUUCUCCCCCUCUUCGCUUUGAAGAGGGUCCAAGUCUUCUCAGAUCUCCACUGGUCGCAGAUCGGAGUCUUCGAUCUAAGCCACCAUGGCGGCCGCCGCGAACGCUCCGAUCGCCAUGAAAGAAGUCCUCACCUUGCCGACCCUCGGCAUCAAUACACAAUUCAUCAAUUUCACGCAUGUGACGAUGGAAUCGGACAAGUAUAUCUGUGUUCGAGAAACGGCGCCGCAGAGCAGCGUGGUUAUCGUUGAUAUGAGCAUGCCAAAUCAACCUUUAAGGAGGCCUAUUACUGCGGAUUCGGCUCUUAUGAAUCCGAAUUCGAGAAUCCUUGCUUUGAAAGCGCAACUCCAAGGGACUACUCAGGAUCACCUGCAGAUAUUUAAUAUUGAAUUGAAAGCUAAGAUGAAAUCAUAUCAGAUGCCUGAGCAGGUAGUCUUCUGGAAGUGGAUUAGCCCCAAGACAUUGGGCCUUGUAACACUGACCUCUGUAUACCAUUGGUCAAUUGAAGGUGACUCUGAACCUAUUAAGAUGUUUGAGAGAACUGCGAAUUUGGCGAACAACCAGAUAAUUAAUUAUCGAUCUGACCCUACAGAAAAAUGGUUGGUCUUGAUUGGUAUUGCUCCUGGUUCCCCUGAGAGGCCGCAAUUGGUUAAAGGAAACAUGCAACUUUUCUCUGUGGAUCAGCAGCGCAGUCAGGCUCUUGAAGCUCAUGCUGCAUCAUUUGCCCAAUAUAAAGUUCCUGGGAAUGAAAAUCCUUCUACUUUGAUUUCUUUUUCCACAAAGACACUUAAUGCUGGUCAAAUUGUAUCUAAGUUGCAUGUUAUUGAGCUGGGUGCGCAGCCAGGGAAGCCAUCAUUCACGAAGAAACAAGCAGAUCUUUUCUUUCCACCAGAUUUUGCUGAUGACUUUCCAGUUGCGAUGCAGAUAUCCCACAAAUACAGUUUGAUUUAUGUGAUUACCAAACUUGGCCUACUUUUUGUCUACGAUUUGGAGACAGCUACUGCUGUAUAUAGGAACAGAAUUAGUCCAGAUCCUAUAUUUUUGACAUCAGAAGCUACAACAGUGGGAGGCUUUUAUGCCAUAAACAGGAGAGGCCAGGUUUUAUUGGCUACUGUUAAUGAACAAACCAUUGUGAAUUUUGUCAGCGGUCAAUUAAACAAUUUGGAGCUAGCAGUUAGUCUUGCCAAAAGAGGAAAUCUUCCUGGUGCUGAGAAGCUGGUAGUGGAACGUUUCCAUGAACUGUUUGCCCAAACAAAGUACAAAGAAGCAGCUGAGCUUGCUGCUGAAUCUCCACAAGGAAUCCUUCGUACGCCAGACACAGUUGCCAAAUUUCAGAGUGUUCCUGUGCAAUCUGGGCAAACUCCCCCACUGUUGCAGUAUUUUGGAACACUUUUAACGAGGGGAAAGUUGAAUGCCUUCGAGUCAUUAGAAUUAUCUCGAUUGGUUGUGAACCAGAACAAGAAAAAUCUGUUGGAAAAUUGGUUGGCAGAGGACAAGCUUGAAUGCAGCGAGGAGCUAGGAGAUCUCGUUAAGACUGUGGAUAACGAUCUUGCUUUAAAAAUUUAUAUCAAAGCCAGAGCUACUCCAAAAGUUGUUGCAGCUUUUGCUGAGAGGAGGGAGUUUGACAAAAUUCUGAUAUACUCUAAGCAGGUUGGGUACACACCUGACUACCUCUUCCUCUUGCAAACAAUUCUCCGGACAGAUCCUCAGGGUGCUGUUAAUUUUGCGUUAAUGAUGUCUCAAAUGGAGGGAGGUAGCCCAGUUGAUUACAAUACCAUAACUGAUCUGUUUCUUCAGAGAAACCUGAUCCGUGAGGCAACAGCUUUUCUUCUGGAUGUUUUAAAGCCAAAUCUACCAGAACACGGGUUCCUGCAGACAAAGGUCUUGGAGAUAAAUCUGGUGACAUUCCCCAAUGUUGCUGAUGCUAUUUUGGCUAAUGGCAUGUUCAGCCAUUAUGACCGUCCUCGUAUUGCCCAACUCUGUGAAAAAGCUGGUCUUUACGUGCGAGCUUUGCAACAUUACACAGAGCUACCAGAUAUAAAACGUGUGAUUGUUAAUACACAUGCAAUUGAGCCUCAGUCACUUGUAGAGUUUUUUGGCACUCUAUCUCAAGAAUGGGCUUUAGAGUGCAUGAAAGACCUAUUGCUGGCCAACCUUAGGGGAAACCUGCAGAUUAUUGUGCAGGUUGCUAAAGAAUACUGUGAACAAUUGGGCGUUGAUGCCUGCAUAAAACUUUUUGAGCAGUUUAGGUCAUAUGAAGGACUGUACUUUUUCCUUGGCUCAUAUUUGAGCUCCAGUGAGGAUCCUGAUAUUCACUUUAAGUACAUUGAAGCAGCAGCAAAGACUGGUCAAAUCAAGGAGGUCGAGCGUGUGACAAGAGAAUCCAAUUUCUAUGAUGCCGAGAAAGCGAAGAACUUUCUAAUGGAGGCUAAGCUUCCAGAUGCACGGCCUUUAAUUAAUGUUUGUGAUCGUUUUGGAUUUGUUCCAGAUCUAACACACUAUCUAUACACAAACAACAUGCUUCGCUAUAUUGAAGGUUACGUUCAGAAGGUAAACCCUGGGAAUGCUCCUUUAGUUGUUGGGCAGCUGCUAGAUGAUGAGUGUCCAGAAGAUUUUAUCAAAGGUUUGAUUCUUUCUGUCCGUUCAUUACUGCCAGUGGAGCCCCUUGUGGAGGAAUGUGAGAAGAGGAAUCGGCUUCGUUUGCUAACUCAGUUCUUGGAACAUCUCGUAAGUGAGGGAAGCCAGGAUGUACAUGUUCACAAUGCACUGGGUAAAAUUAUCAUUGAGAGCAACAACAACCCAGAGCAUUUUCUCACAACCAAUCCAUACUAUGAUUCUCGAGUUGUGGGCAAGUAUUGUGAAAAACGUGAUCCCACCUUGGCAGUCGUAGCUUACCGGCGAGGACAAUGUGAUGAUGAACUUAUCAAUGUCACCAGCAAAAAUUCUUUGUUCAAAUUGCAAGCAAGAUAUGUUGUUGAGAGAAUGGAUGGUGAUUUGUGGGCUAAAGUUCUUACUCCUGAUAAUGAGUAUAGAAGGCAACUUAUUGAUCAGGUUGUAUCUACGGCUUUGCCUGAAAGCUCAAGCCCAGAACAAGUUUCUGCAGCUGUUAAGGCUUUCAUGACAGCUGAUCUGCCUCAUGAAUUGAUUGAACUUCUCGAGAAGAUUGUGCUUCAGAAUUCUGCAUUCAGUGGGAACUUUAAUUUGCAGAAUCUUCUUAUUUUGACCGCAAUAAAGGCUGAUCCAUCCAGAGUUAUGGAUUAUAUCAAUAGACUGGAUAAUUUUGAUGGGCCCGCAGUUGGAGAAAUGGCUGUAGAAGGUCAACUGUAUGAGGAAGCAUUUGCAAUUUUUAAGAAGUUCAACUUGAAUGUUCAAGCAGUUGAUGUCUUGCUUGAAAAUAUACAUAGCAUUGAUAGAGCUGUGGAGUUUGCUUUUAGAGUUGAAGAAGAUGCUGUUUGGAGUCAAGUGGCCAAGGCUCAACUUAGGGAAGGGCUUGUAAGUGAUGCCAUUGAGUCGUUUAUACGGGCAGAAGAUGCUACGCAAUUUUUGGAUGUCAUCAGUGCUGCUGGAAAUGCUAAUGUUUACCAUGACCUGGUGAAAUACUUAUUAAUGGUAAGACAGAAGGCAAAAGAACCCAAGGUUGACAGUGAGCUCAUUUAUGCGUAUGCAAAGAUUGAUAGGCUCAGUGACAUUGAGGAGUUUAUUCUUAUGCCGAAUGUUGCUAAUCUACAAAAUGUUGGUGAUCGGUUGUAUGAUGAAGCAUUAUAUGAGGCUGCAAAAAUCAUAUUUGCUUUUAUAUCGAACUGGGCUAAGUUGGCCAUCACACUGGUCAAGUUAAAACAGUUCCAAGGUGCUGUUGAUGCGGCAAGGAAAGCCAACAGCUCAAAAACAUGGAAGGAAGUUUGCUUUGCUUGUGUUGAUGAAGAAGAGUUUCGUUUGGCCCAGAUAUGUGGACUUAACAUUAUUAUUCAGGUGGAUGACUUGGAAGAAGUCAGUGAAUAUUACCAAAAUAGAGGCCACUUCAAUGAGUUAAUAUCUCUCAUGGAGAGUGGUUUAGGGUUAGAGCGGGCUCAUAUGGGCAUCUUCACCGAGUUAGGAGUUUUGUUUGCUAGAUACCGCCCUGAGAAACUUAUGGAGCAUAUCAAACUAUUCUCCACCCGCCUCAAUAUUCCAAAACUCAUAAGAGCUUGUGAUGAACAACAACAUUGGACAGAAUUGACGUAUUUGUAUAUCCAAUAUGAUGAGUUUGAUAAUGCUGCAACCACCAUCAUGAACCAUUCACCAGAAGCAUGGGAUCACAUGCAAUUCAAAGAUGUUAUUGUCAAAGUUGGAAAUGUUGAGUUGUAUUAUAAGGCUGUUCACUUCUAUUUGGAAGAGCAUCCAGAUCUUAUCAAUGAUGUUCUGAAUGUCCUUGCCCUUCGUGUGGACCAUGCACGUGUUGUUGACAUCAUGCGAAAGGCUGGUCACCUCCGCCUUGUAAAGCCAUACAUGGUUGCAGUUCAGAGCAACAAUGUAUCUGCUGUUAAUGAAGCCUUGAACGAGAUAUAUGUUGAGGAGGAAGAUUAUGAUAGAUUGCGUGAGUCAAUUGAUUUGCAUGAUAACUUUGAUCAAAUAGGCCUCGCACAAAAGAUUGAAAAGCAUGAGCUUCUUGAGAUGAGGCGUGUUGCUGCUUAUAUUUACAAGAAGGCUGGUAGGUGGAAGCAAUCCAUUGCUCUGUCAAAGAAGGAUAAUCUUUACAAAGAUGCAAUGGAGACAGCCUCACAAUCUGGCGAGCGUGAACUUGCUGAGGAAUUGCUUGUUUAUUUCAUUGAUCAGGGAAAGAAGGAAUGCUUUGCCUCGUGUCUAUUUGUUUGCUAUGAUUUAAUAAGGGCGGACAUUGCUCUUGAACUAGCUUGGAUGCACAAUAUGAUCGACUUUGCCUUCCCAUAUCUUUUACAGUUUAUCCGUGAGUACACUGGCAAAGUUGAUGAAUUGGUGAAGGACAAAAUUGAAGCACAAAUCGAAGAGAAGGCUAAAGAGAAAGAAGAAAAGGACGUAGUUUCUCAGCAGAACAUGUAUGCUCAAUUGUUGCCUCUUGCUUUGCCUGCGCCACCAAUGCCUGGAAUGGGAGGAGGCUAUGGUCCUCCCCCUCCAAUGGGUGGACUAGGGAUGCCCCCUCCUUACGGCAUGCCACCAAUGGGUGGCGGUUACUAACAUGUACACAGCGGUGACAAGUAUAGCAUGAACUAGGUCCCUAUGGGGAGCAAUAUUUAGCAGCUUCGAAAUUUUGCAUAGAUUUUCUUGCGGGAUUUGGAUGCAGCAUUCUUUCUUUUAGCUUCUGGUGGAGGUAGAGAUUCAAGUUACAAUAAUCUGAAGUUUUUUUUUUUUUGAGAUUGUGUCAUAAUAGUCUUGCCCCUUUUAUUUUCUAAUGGUAGUUAAGGCAUUUUCUGGGCUGCUUUUUUGAGCUAGCCGAUACAUUCAUUUUCUUGUAUUAAAUGAAUUAGUUUCAGUAUAGUACGAAAUUUACCGACUUUAACAACCAGCUUGAUA